UUCCUUCUUUUUUGUUCCUACCCUCUGGGCCGUCCCUCAUUUUCUUUCCAUUUCGCAACAUUCCUGGCCCUUUCCUGCGUUCGUGCAAGUUCCAAACAGAGCCUUAAGUUAGAUGAUAACAGAUCUGGCCUUCCCAGCGGCCACCUGUUCUCUUUCAGAUAUAUGUCUAGGUCGACAAUCCUAGAAACCAGUUCCGACGUCAUUGUCCAUGGCGUCCACCGGAGUUUCGACCUACCGAGACCGGACAUCGGAGUUCCGAUCUCUGUUCCAGACAUUGAAGAAGAUCGGAGGAGUCGCCGAUUCCGACAACGCAUCACAAAACGCUUCGUCAUCUUCGAGGCUGCCGGUGACCUCGUACCGAUCUGAAUUCAACACGAAGGCUUCGCGGAUCGGGUUGGGAAUCCACGAAACCUCUCUGAAGAUCGCCAGGCUUGCCAAACUCGCCAAAAAGUCAUCAAUUUUUGAUGAUCCAAUUAAAGAAAUUCAAGAAUUAACUUCCUUAAUAAAGGAUGAGAUCACAACACUUAAUGUAGCUGUCUCGGAUUUGCAAACACUGCAAAACGUGGAGAUAGCUGAUGGGGAUUAUUCAGAAGAUAGAGUUGUUCAUUCUACAACUGUCUGUGAUGAUUUGAAGAACAAACUUAUGGGGGCUGCAAAACAGUUUCAGAAUGUGUUAACUACCAGGACAGAGAAUAUCAAGGCCCAUGAGAACAGGAAACAGAUCUUCUCCACAAAUGUAGCAAGAGAGAACCCCUUGAGGCAUCCCACAAAUACAGUGAAUGAACCACCUCCUUGGUCAACUUCGCUUGGUCCUCCGGGGACUUUGCAGCCAUCAGCAUCAUCAUCAAACGGAGCCCUAGCUGGCAGCCAACUGAGACGAAGGUUAGGUGCAGAAAACACUCCAUCUCAAUAUGUGGAAAUGUCCAUGUUGCAGCAGGUGGCCCCACGUCAGGAAAGUUAUUCGCAAAGCCGUGCGGUUGCUCUUCAAAAUGUUGAAUCCACAAUUUCAGAACUCAGUGGGAUUUUCACACAUUUAGCGACAAUGGUUGCACACCAAGGGGAACUGGCUAUCAGGAUUGAUGAUAACAUGGACGAAUCGUUGGCUAAUGUUGAAAGUGCUCGCAAUGCUCUGUUGAGACAUUUAAACCAAAUAACAUCCAACAGGUGGCUCAUGAUUAAGAUCUUUGCCAUUUUGAUAUUCUUUUUGAUCAUAUUCAUUUUCUUUGUGGCUUGAUAUCAAUGCAUACCCAAUGAGAUACGCUUUUUACCAUUCUAUUGGUGCAUCUGAUAGUCAGGCACCUUGCCGUAGUGUUUUCAUUGUACCCAUUGGCUGCUUAUUUGUCAAGAAGCAUAUAUAGGUUGCUUAGUGUGGGAAUCGGGGAGCAUGCAACCCCCUGUACAUAUGCUUGUUGCUUGCCAUAUUUGGUUUAGUUAAUGGAAAAUGAUUUUCAGCCUGUGUGUCUGCAGGGCAGGGCCCAGGAUUUUCAGUACACUGAAUGUCACUGCCCUUUGUUAAUAUUGUGGAAGGGGUAAAUUAAACAAUCUGUAAUAAAUUAAUCGUUGUAUUUUAA
Messenger RNA from Diospyros lotus (date-plum), 1571 nucleotides. RefSeq names its product syntaxin-31. Lineage: Eukaryota; Viridiplantae; Streptophyta; Magnoliopsida; Ericales; Ebenaceae. Gene Ontology annotation, cellular component: endomembrane system; SNARE complex; Golgi membrane. The transcript has 6 exons. The coding region runs from base 209 to 1234 and encodes 341 amino acids. The record is from RefSeq and is a predicted model, not a curated record. Gene Ontology annotation, biological process: intracellular protein transport; vesicle fusion; endoplasmic reticulum to Golgi vesicle-mediated transport. Gene Ontology annotation, molecular function: SNARE binding; SNAP receptor activity.